Molecule: messenger RNA, 344 nt
Organism: Microdochium trichocladiopsis
Lineage: Eukaryota; Fungi; Ascomycota; Sordariomycetes; Xylariales; Microdochiaceae
Product: conidiation protein 6
Exons: 3
Coding region: 79-330 (83 amino acids)
Cellular component (GO): cytoplasm
Source: RefSeq, a predicted model, not a curated record
CAAGCACGCAAGCCCCUUCACUCUUACUACACUCUACACAAUUUGAACAACUCUUUUCAACCAUACAACUCUAUCAACAUGCCUACUGAAGCUCAGAUCGCUGGUGGCCACAAGGCGGCUAUCAACAACCCCAACGUCCCGGAGGAGACCAAGGAGAACUCGAAGCGAAUUCUCGAGGAGCAGUUCAACGGCGGCGAUGUCCCCAAGUCUGGCGACAACGAAAACAAGAACCCCAACAAUGUUGCUGGCGGUCUCAAGGCCACCCUCAACAACCCCAACGUCUCGGAGGAGGCCAAGAAGAGUGCGAAAGAACGCCUCGACAACAUGUAAAUGCCUUGUCGUCA